CUCCAGCCGCAGAGGCGCCGCCGCCGCCCCCGCGGGCGCGCGCGCGGGCGGCGGCGGGCCCAUGGGGCGCCAGCCCUCGUCGUGGGCGUGGACGAUGCUGGGCGUGGCGUGCACGGGCCCCAUGGAGAUCGGGGAGAAAAUCAGCCCCCGAGUUGCAGAGGUCUCGUGUGUGGACAGGCUGUCCGACGGGACGAUCGACUCCGACGCCCCGAAGUGGGUCGACACCCCGGGCGGUCUGUACGGCUGUGCCGAGUACGAGGCGUUCGAGGCGGCGGGGCUUCAGUGGUGCUCUCUCCACGGCGACAGGGACAGCGGAACAGGCAGAGGCGACGCCUAUUGCUGCAUCUGCGGCGGCGGCUGCCCCAGCACUGGCUGCACGACGGUCACGAGCACCUCGACAGCGUCAGCCACAGCCACCACGGGGACCACGACCACCGGGACCUCGACCACCGUGACCACCAGCACGUGCGCGCUGGGCUGCCGGACGGGCCACGCGAGCGCGUGCCCGGGCGCCGCGGUGGCGGUGCGGGAUACCCACGGGGACCCCUGCACGUGGUACGACGAGGACGACGCCUGGACGAUGGCGCAGUGCGGCUCGUACGACGAUGCCGACUUCAGCGCCAACCUCAUGUGCUGCAGUUGCGCCAACAGCGCCGGCGGGGAGAUCAGGGGCCAAGUGGGUGCCGCAGGCGGUGAGCAGCCGAGCGCCGCCUGGCGGGCGGCCGGCGGCGGCCGCAGCGGCCGCGGCGGGCGGCCUGCUCCUGCUGGGGGCGGGCCCGCUGUCUGCCAGGGGCUAGGAUUCCCACAUGUCGCCAUUGAUACUGGCCGAGCCUGAUCCCCAGGCGGCCUGGGGGGCCGAAACGAUCUUUCGGAUACGGGGGCUUCAGCUCAGUGGCCUCCCCAAGCCUGAGCCACUCCCUCCCACCGCGCCUCCAAAUAGUGGCGGGCAGCGGGCGGCAUGGAUGGCGCCAGAGGCGCACACUUUCUAUGUCGCAGCGCUGGCGCUCGCACAGCGCGGGUCGGCCGAGAGCGCACGCCGACAGGCUGA
This is a messenger RNA of Prorocentrum cordatum, 1048 nucleotides long. Lineage: Eukaryota; Dinophyceae; Prorocentrales; Prorocentraceae. The record is from the annotation of a GenBank genome assembly.